AUGACAUCCUCUCAGCCCGUGAAGAUCUACCAGAACGAACUCAACGAGCCCACCACAGCAAACGUCUUCAUUGGUGAUGUGAAACAUCUUUCUUCAUACAACUGGCUUGAAAGGUCCACUCCCACCAUUGCUGUCCCGGGAUUGCCAAAUGAGUGGAUAUCCCCAUCACACCCCAUACGAGUGCGACUAAAAAGGAGGCUCAUUUUCAUCGAUCAGAACGCCUACCGUUUACCCAGAACUCCUCUUGAGCCCCUCUUCCGCGCCCUCUACAUUGAAAAUCCAACUUUCGAUAUCGGCUCAGUCCACGUUGUCGCAGACGAUACCACUAUCCGAAAGUUCCUGAGCUUCGUCGCUCCCGAUGCCGAGAAAUCCUUCACCCCCUUCAGAGUGCGCGCUGAACUAGUCAAGGAAACGUUGCUGUUUACUCGCGUGGAGACUGAAUCUCGCACAUACAUCCGUCCCGAGCAUCCCAGUUCAUAUUCCCGCAGUUUCAUCGAGAAGUCCACCGAGCGUCCAACGCAUGAAUGUACCUCCCAUUACAGGAUCAUCUCUUACAACUUUGCGGGGUUGAAAUUCCUAAUCCGGCAUGAAUCAGAUGCCUACAUUCCCGCUCAAGACUCAGACGCCAGUUCGACUCAUAGCCACCCAACUCAGGAGAGAAAUACAAGCCCGGAGAGAGGUAGGUCUCGAACUAGGUCUCAGCCUCCGCAGCCCCUCCGCAUCCCCGGAUCCCACCUCGAGAUCUUGAAGGUUGGCGAGGUGGUACCGCGCGAAACAACAAUAGAGAUACAGACACGGAACUAUCGGACGCACCUUACGCCAAAGGAUGUCGCAGCGAAAAUGUGGGUCUCUCGGGUUCCAAACCUCGUGCGUGCGUUUUAUCAGGAUAGGGACUUCAAUGUUCCGACGGUCGAGGAUGUGAGAGAUGAGGUCAUGCACUGGCAAACUACCCAUCAAGUUGAGUUGUGUCAUCUAGGUGCGUUGCUGAAUCGGAUCUAUCACGGUGUAAAGAGACUUGGUGGGGGUGGGAUUAUCACAACGGAUACCCCGGGUGAAGUUAUGACCAUCGAGGAAGCAGAGACGGGCAAUAUGCUACCUCGGGAUCUGUAUUCUCGGUGGGAUUGA
Messenger RNA from Penicillium paradoxum, 1125 nucleotides. RefSeq lists its product as uncharacterized. Bases 1 to 1125 code for a protein of 374 amino acids. Lineage: Eukaryota; Fungi; Ascomycota; Eurotiomycetes; Eurotiales; Aspergillaceae. The transcript has a single exon. The record is from RefSeq and is a predicted model, not a curated record.